Hibiscus syriacus is the source of this 471-nucleotide messenger RNA. RefSeq lists its product as uncharacterized. The record is from RefSeq and is a predicted model, not a curated record. The transcript has a single exon. Bases 1 to 471 code for a protein of 156 amino acids. Lineage: Eukaryota; Viridiplantae; Streptophyta; Magnoliopsida; Malvales; Malvaceae.
AUGGGAAACUUCACUUCUACCAGUUGCUUCAAGGAUUGGAGGCUUAAUAAUAACACGGCCAAAGUGAUCUAUGCUCAAGGGAACCUGAGGAAAGUGAAGCUAACGGCAAAGGCAGCGGAGCUCAUGCUUGAUGAACCCGGUCACAUCGUCUCUCCCUUGGAAGAGCUGAAACGAACUCGCCGAGUGGUCGCUAUGCGAGCCGACGAUGAACUGUUGGCGGGUAAAGUUUACGUUUUGGUUCCUAUGCAAAGGGUGAAUUGCAGAGUUACGGAUACGGAUAUGGCAAUAAUAGAAGCAGCUUGCAGUGGAAAGAAGAGGAGAAAAAGUGGCGGUGCUAGGGUUUUGCCUGAUGUGGCGGCGGAGGAAGAGGAAGAGAGCCGAGUUGAUCGGGAUCUUUCCGUCCAUGGUUGCCGGAAGGGUAGUUGUAGGCCGUGGACUCCUGCUUUGAAACCAAUUUCUGAAGUUCUCUGA